Molecule: messenger RNA, 456 nt
Organism: Acaulospora morrowiae
Lineage: Eukaryota; Fungi; Glomeromycota; Glomeromycetes; Diversisporales; Acaulosporaceae
Source: the annotation of a GenBank genome assembly
AUGACAUUCGUGGAAACAUCGUCCUCGCAACCCCUCUUUCCGCAGCCGCUAACCUAUUUCCUGGUCAGCCAAGCACUCUUGACCGUACUGAUAAUCGGAUACUUUCUGCAUGUUCAAGGUGUCUACUUUCGGCGAAGUAAAAGCGUGAAUCACGGGUCAACACACGAGAAAUAUGUGCUGGAAAAAUCGGUACUUGAAGUUACCGAAAUGGCUGGAGAUGUCACAUUUCAUGAGGUCGGUGUGGGGGAAUGCGAAAAGCGUGACGGUGACAAUGUGAUCGUGGAGGCUAGGACCGAGAUUAGGGGGAGAGGUAAGGAGUUCACCUCGAAAAACGGAAAUAUGAACAACAACGGGAAGGGAGAAGGAGUGGUCCAGAAAGGUGGCAUUGGAAAUGAGAUUUUGGGAGAGUUGGAGAAGCGAAGGAGUUUUAGGAAUCAGACAAGAGAGAACAAAUGA